Molecule: messenger RNA, 537 nt
Organism: Arabis nemorensis
Lineage: Eukaryota; Viridiplantae; Streptophyta; Magnoliopsida; Brassicales; Brassicaceae
Source: the annotation of a GenBank genome assembly
AUGGAGAAAGUGGUUGAUCUCUUCGGAGUUGGAGAAGCUAAUUCCCAGAAGCUACUCGAAGGAGGCAACGAUCUCAGCGAGAUCCAACAGGGAUUGUUCAUAGGUUCAGUAGCUGAAGCGAAUAACAAGGAAUUGCUCAAAAGCUCCAAUGUCACUCAUGUUUUAACUGUAGCUGUUGCUUUGGCUCCUCCUUACCCUGAUGAUUUCGUCUAUAAAGUCAUCGAAGUCGUUGAUAGAUCCGAGACCGAUUUGAGUGUAUAUUUCGAUGAGUGUUUUAGCUUCAUCGACCAAGCUAUUCAAUCUGGAGGUGGUGUUUUGGUUCAUUGCUUCAUGGGAAUGUCUAGGAGUGUGACUAUAGUGGUGGCUUAUCUGACGAAAAAGCAUGGAAUGGGUUUCUCUAAAGCUAUGGAGCUUGUAAAGAGCCGACGACCUCAAGCAUUGCCGAAUUUCGGUUUCAUUUCUCAGCUGAAGCAAUUUGAAAAAUCCAUCAAAGUACAUGGUGAGGAGGAUUCAGCUGAUAAGAAGAUAGACUCAUGA